Molecule: messenger RNA, 7017 nt
Organism: Peromyscus leucopus (white-footed mouse)
Lineage: Eukaryota; Metazoa; Chordata; Mammalia; Rodentia; Cricetidae
Gene: Dpf3
Product: double PHD fingers 3
Exons: 11
Coding region: 1751-2719 (322 amino acids)
Cellular component (GO): nucleus
Source: RefSeq, a predicted model, not a curated record
AAGGCCAGGAAUGUGCGUCAGGUUUAGACAGAGACAGCAAGCUGAUGCCACUGAUGAUGGUGACUUUGCUGUUUAAAUCUGGAUGUGUCCAACGUGAUGAGACCACUCUUUCUUGGGACUUUAACGAUGGCAUUGGUGACUUCCAGGAACAGGCUUGUUUAUAAAAGUUGACUGUGCUGCAGAGGCUGGCUGACCGCAGGGACGCCUGCCCUGGGCCCCUCUGCCCGCUCUGUGGCAGAUGGCCGCCAUUUCCCUGGUGAGAUUCCGCCAGCUGGCACCGGAGUUACUGGCUGCCGCCUUCCUUUACUGCCUGCAAAUGUCCCCACAGAUCUCAGGAGUGGAGAGAAUGAGGAGGAAGUGUGCUGCAGGCUAUGGUCUCCAUUCGAAGGUUUAGAACGAGGUCUGCCUGCCCAGGGCCAGCACCUGCACCCAUGCGUGGCUGUCUACAAAUUGUAUGCUGAACCUCCUGGCCAUAGACAGACUGGUUUUCUAGAGUCUGGGUUCAUCCGCCUGGAGGUCAGGGUCUUUUCAGUCAACGAUUGCCGUCAUUGUCUUUGUGAACAGUGACAUUGUGAGUUCCUUACAGGUAGGGACUAGGUUGCUGGUAGCCUUCCAGUGUCUGGUGUGUAGUAGGAAGACACAGACAUGCUUUUCCUGUGGGAACCUCAACUCUGGGAGUGGACAGCGUGAAAGCCAUUUUUGGGGAUGAUUUUCUUCUUGUUCUCUGCAUUCCUCUGUCCAGGCUCAAGCAUGGGGUCCAUACCCCCCAUCUUUAUUCCUCGUUGUCCUUAUUUUUCUUAGAAAGUGGCUUCGUCUGGCCGGCCUAUCAUGCCAAGCCAGGCCCUGACCACAUACCCUCUCCUCCAGGCAGUCUGAUAGGAGAUGCUGAAAGCAUUUCGUUGGUUCUACUUUGAAUUAGUAGAUCAGCCAGCCUGGGAGUGGAGCUUGCCUGUAUCCCGGGAGCUGCUCCCAUGAGGACCACAGAGUCUAGACAGCAUAGUUUACCUGGAGCCAGGGAAGACAAGAGCUGACCUCUUGGUGGGCCCCCAGACAGACACGGGUAAAAGGAUGUCCUUUAAGGAAAAGGAAAAAAAAAAGAAUCCACCCAGAUGGAAUGAUGAGAGGAAUGAUAUCACGGUUGGCAUGACAACGGCAGGGCCAUCAUAAUCUCCCCACAAGGUGGUCAGAAUCCCAAGGGAAGGCCGAGUUUCACUGCUCAUCUCACUUUGGGACAGGCAGGAGUGGUAUGGGAUGGAGGAGGGGCUGCUUACUCAAUGGCCACAGCAGGCCUGGGGGCCUGGACUUUGUCCCCAGAGCUGCUUCCCAGCUUUGACAAUCUCCCAGGGGUGCUGAGUGCCACCUCCAAGCAGCAUGGCAUUGGAGGAGCGGCCAGAGAGACAGGGCAGAACAGCAGAGCAGGGGCUCCAUGGCUGGAGAGUGGAGAUGAGACAGAAGAUGGUUUUAUGGGAUUCUGUAUGAGUCUUGAGCUGUAUCCUCAGCUCCUCUUUCCCAGGGGCUCCAACCUCUUUGGAUAAAUGUGCCACGGGCCUCCGGUCCCUAACCUGCUUUCUCUGGAGUUCUGCCACAGGUGGUGUGGAGCUGGGUCCAAACCACGCUUGGGGACCAGUUCUACAAGGAGGCCAUUGAGCACUGCCGGAGCUACAACUCACGGCUGUGUGCAGAGCGGAGCGUGCGUCUGCCCUUCCUGGACUCGCAGACUGGGGUAGCCCAGAACAACUGCUACAUCUGGAUGGAGAAGAGGCACCGAGGCCCAGGCCUUGCUCCGGGCCAGCUGUACACGUAUCCUGCCCGCUGCUGGCGCAAGAAGCGACGAUUGCAUCCACCAGAGGACCCAAAGCUUCGACUCCUGGAAAUAAAACCUGAAGUAGAGCUGCCCCUGAAGAAAGAUGGCUUUACCUCUGAGAGCACCACAUUGGAAGCCUUGCUUCGUGGUGAGGGUGUGGAGAAGAAGGUGGAUGCCAGAGAGGAGGAAAGCAUCCAGGAAAUACAGAGGGUUUUGGAAAAUGACGAAAAUGUAGAAGAAGGGAAUGAAGAGGAGGAUUUGGAAGAGGACAUUCCCAAGCGCAAGAACAGGACCAGAGGACGGGCUCGUGGCUCUGCAGGUGGCAGGAGGAGACAUGAUGCCGCUUCUCAGGAAGACCAUGACAAACCCUACGUCUGUGACAUCUGUGGCAAACGCUACAAGAAUCGGCCGGGACUCAGCUACCACUAUGCUCACACUCAUCUGGCCAGCGAGGAGGGGGAUGAAGCCCAAGACCAGGACGCCAGGUCCCCACCCAACCAUAGGAAUGAGAACCACAGACCCCAGAAAGGACCAGAUGGGACCGUCAUUCCCAACAACUACUGUGACUUCUGCUUGGGGGGCUCCAACAUGAACAAGAAGAGCGGGAGGCCUGAAGAGCUGGUGUCCUGUGCAGACUGUGGACGCUCUGGUCACCCAACUUGUCUGCAGUUCACUCUGAAUAUGACCGAGGCGGUCAAGACCUACAAGUGGCAGUGUAUAGAAUGCAAGUCCUGCAUCCUGUGUGGGACCUCGGAGAACGACGACCAGCUACUCUUCUGCGAUGACUGUGACCGUGGUUAUCACAUGUACUGUUUAAAUCCCCCAGUGGCCGAGCCCCCAGAAGGAAGCUGGAGCUGCCAUUUAUGCUGGGAGCUGCUCAAAGAGAAAGCCUCAGCCUUUGGCUGCCAGGCCUAGGGCCUCAGGUCACAGAAUGUGACAUGCCACCAGAGAGGCUGAACUGGAGUCCUGUUUGAUCCAGAUGGAGCUCUCCUCCAGCAUAUUCACACAGACCAACUGUAAGGAAAAUGAAUAGUUACAGAAGGGCAUGGACCUGUGGAACCGAGAGGGCAAGGUCUCUACUCACCUACUGCCUGGCCCAUGACUUCCAGCUUCACCCGUGGGACUUCAGAUAGCACCUUCCUCAUUUCUACCAGAGGGAGCUUGCACUUUGGAAGAACAAUCCAGCCCAGCCCUGUGGAAUCUUCUUCACAUUCACCCUCACAGUGCAUCCCUCUCAACGCUUCCCAUUUUAGCGGAAGCCAUUUUGUGACUGCUCACCAAUCACUCGUGUGUUGAUGGUGUGUGUGUGUGUGUGUGUGUGUGUGUGUGUGUGUGUGUUUUAAACCUAUUGUGUUUCAAGAUCCCUUCACACAACCUCUUCACCCUUAGCUUAGGCUCUUCAUCCUAAACUCUCACAGAGGAACAAAAUGCUGUGGAGAAGUUGUUACUUAUUACAAGCUUCCCUGGAAAAGUCUACGUUUGGAGGCCAUCUUGAAGAUGGAGCUUGGUUAAGAAGAGUUGCAGUUUUCAAACCUCAGCUGGGAUGGUCUUGAUCUACUGCACCACCAUUUGAUGAGGGGUGGAGAGGGCCCGAGAGAUGGGAGGAAAAAUUGGGACCCCAGCCUAACCAGUUAGUAUUUGCUGUUCAUCAAGAGAGACUUGUCAAGGGACCCAGUUGUCCUUUGACCUUCAGGACUGCGGUGUCCUUGAGGUGGGACAAACCAUAGUCUGCAAAGACAGAAAAGUGCUGAAGAUUCCCGGUGCCUCCCAACUGAAUUGAGUGUCAAGGCCUGGCUCAGUUUCUGCUGGUGGGAGACAAGCAUCAGAGAGGUGGGCAAAGGCUGCCCAUUCAAUGGUCUGAUGUUGGAGGAAAGAGAGUGUAGCUUUGAGAAACCCUUCAGUGUUAAUGCUACACUAUGAAUUCCUUCCCCGGGCAAUUUCCUCCACUUCGGUGGAGUUAUGUGUUUGCCAGUGACUACUGUGAUGUGACUGGAAAUUUCAGAAUGGAGGAGAGAGGACCAUUACUUAACUAGACCAUUGAGUGUGGUGAUUACUUGUGACGAGGUGGCCAUGAUUCAGAACCCUCGCCUGCCCUUGUACCUUGAGCUCCCCCGCUAUGAGCUGGACUCGCGUCUGAAAUAAGAAAGUUUCUAGAGAAAGGGGUAGGGAGGCCUAGAUUCCGAGAACUCUGUGUGUCGGAUGACAGACAGCCUUGUGGGCUGGCGUGGGUUGGGUUGUCUUUGAAUCGCAGCAACAGCGUGAUGACUGACAUAUUUCUAGAAAAAAAAAAUCAUUUGCCCAAAGGGCAGGUCUCAGUGAGCAGGACCCUCGCGCAUGCUCUGCUUCCCUGAAAUCAGCUCCGUCGCCGUGGUCCAGCAGCUUGCAACAAAGGCCGGAGUUAUUUUUAGUCUUCAGCUCCCGAAGAAGCCCCUGGAGACCUGGGCUAGUUGGGCCACUCUGCCCAGAUGCAGGCUGGCCUCCGCCGCUCGCGCUCGCUCCGCAGGAGUCGUCCUCCCCCUGGCUAAUUGCUCUUGGCACCUGGACCCAGGGCAGCCUGGCAUGGAGCCAAGCGGUGUGCCCUCCCCCCAACUCCUUUGUAGAGUGACCUGUGGCAAGAGAGUGGGGGGUCACUCUCCUGCAGGCCCUGUGGCCUCAGAGCUGGUCACAUGCAUACAUAAUGAUCUCAUUUAAAGGGCCCCCGUCCAGACAGCAUUUCUGCCUUCCUCACAAGCUCUCUUCUUCCUCCUGCUGGUUGCUGAGCCUGUGCGGAUUCUAAAGGCCCAGGGAAGGGCUGCAGGGAUAGCCCAUCUCUACAGAGUGGCACAUCUCCUCCCCAGACUCUGCUGGCUCACUCUCUCCUCCCACAAAACCUAAAGCAGGAUCUCCUCAAUGGCUAAUUAUUUGGUUGGGCAUUCGUUUUAAAUUAAUUUUAGGGGGGGAAAAAAGGGUCCAAAUGUUCUGGAAUGCUACACUGGCUUAAAAGUGGGAAACAAACAAACAAACAAACAAACAAGUCUAAAACCCCAAACUGUGGCUCUGAGACCGGACAGGUCCCCAUAUGGAGUGUGCAUGAGUCCGUUCUCUAUAGACAUGCAGAUGGGGGGGGGGUUUCUCCCUCUUCUAUAUCCAGCCAUGCUUACUCUGCCCACCCAAGCUGAGGGGGAACAGGCCUCUCUAGCCAAGUCAAGACACCAGUUGGAGCUUGCCCGCAGUGCUGGGGUUAGCUGAACUCUGGGUGACAUAAGGAAGGCUCCUGGGGUUCCCUUCUGUUUCACUGAGUCCUGCAAAAUGGGCUCAGCCUUUGUGCUUUGGAGGCUUCAGUUUGGUUCCCCGUGCAGAAAGUGGGGAGAGCAGAUCAGCUUGUGAGAUGCCCUGUCAGGGUGCGACAGAGCCACCUCCUGUGUGGGGAAAAAGAAAGUGUUCGUAAAGUAAAAUUGGUAUCCACUUUCUCUGAGCGCGGGAAUCACUGGUCCAGGGUUCUAAUGUCCCCUCUACCCGAGUAGUGUAUGAUCUUGGACAAAUCACUUAGCAUCCUCAAAUCUCAAUUUGCCCAUCUGUAAAACGGAAAUGCUGACACUUGCCCUUUCUACUCCACAGUGACAUUGGGAGGGGCCCAAAGUAUGAUGUUAUAUAAACAACCAUCACCAGAGCCCAGCUUGUCUGUAGGAACUCCAAAUGCUUUCUGAAGCCACCUUCUUGUGGAUUCUAGCCAAAGCUAGAGGCCUUCUUGGAAACGUUGAGGGCCAGGUUAUCUGUGGUCAGGGCUCCCAAGCCAGGGCUGUGGCCAUGGAGACCAUGAUUGGGCAUGCGUGGUAAUGCGGAGGUGCUCGGAGGCUGGGGACUUGAGGAUGAAGAUACUAUAAAUGCAUGUGCAUGCGGACAGACCGAAAUACACACACACACACACACACACACACACACACACACAUCAGCAUGAUUAACCACUGGGAGUGGGAGCCAACUUCUGCGGAGGGCCCUAUGUUCUUGUUCAAAUGUUGCGUCACUUUCUAGCUGGCUUCACCUCUCUGAGCCUCACUGCGCAUGUGUAUGAGGUAGAGAAACAUGGCCGGUUUAGAAAUCUAGCGGGGAUAGCAGAGUAACGCUGGUAAGUAUCUUGGUGUAGGCCUUGCUAAAAAGAGGGCCUCCCGCCUGUGGUAGCCACUGUCAUUCUGUGCAGAGGUCACUAAGGGGAAAGAAUGAUGCUGUUGAGUCCCCCUCAAAUCCCCGGCAGGGUUAUAGCGUUCCACAGUCGCCUUCUAUCCUUAUAUGGGAACCCUGAAGGGUUCCUGCCGGAAAACAAACUCUUAUUUCCGUCUAGACGCUUUUGAGACCCUGAAUUCGGGGCCUGUAGCAGAUCCAGGACAGGCAACCUGGUGAAGGAACAGGAAUGGUGCUCCUGAUGAGAACGGACAUUCCUGUCAUCUUUCUCAUCCCCUCCGGAGGCAGAAGCUGGUCCCUAGACUCGGAGGUGUGUGUUUGCCUCUGGGCCAGCUAGGAAGCCCAGGCUAGGUGGAGGGAGCAGCUGCUUCCCUGGGCUCAGCCUGAGAGGCCCUCCUGUGGAUAACUGAGAGAGAGAGAGAGAAGAGAGGAUCACUUCUGCAGGGAAGGUUGGGGGAGGCUUUGCAGGGUCUGGGGGAGGAGUCUGGGUACCACUCCUGGUAGACAUUAGUCUUCAAGAACAAUUCCUUCCAGCCCUCCUAUUUAAAAAGCCCAGGUAUUUUAAGGAAGAAAACGAUCAUUGUUACUUUUCAAGUUCAGGAAACCUAUGCUCUGCUGUGGGUGGAAGAAAAGAUCAUCGGCAGCCAGGCUGCCCCAAGUAUGGAAGAGGACCGUGGUUUCCUCUCCCAGCCCGCAAGUGCGAGGCAGCCUUGCUCCGCCGGUGGUGGCCCAGGCAGGGUCCUGAGAACCUCCUGGCCUGCCCUCCGCCACUGGGUUUGGGAGUGCUCCUGUUCACUAAUGUCCAUCCUUAGGGAAUCCCAAAAUCCCACAGGGUGAAGUUGGCUCCUAGGCCACAGUCAUGCCCACAUUCCCACUGGAAGUGUUUGAGUCCCAGGCCUGGCUCCAGGCAGGAGCAGUACACACCCGUGUCCCUUUUCGUAGGCCAGCGUUCCUGAGUUGGGGUUGGGAAGGGGAGUCAGGGGUUAGUGAGGAAGCCAGGCAGAACCUAAUAAAGAGAAGAGAGGGGAAGGAGCCUUGAGUGGGGGUGAGGUACA